This is a messenger RNA of Oncorhynchus mykiss (rainbow trout), 4665 nucleotides long. NCBI's taxonomy places the organism in Eukaryota, Metazoa, Chordata, Actinopteri, Salmoniformes, Salmonidae. The record is from RefSeq and is a predicted model, not a curated record.
UGGACUUCAUCAGCAAAAUCGGGCUAUUGUGGUUCUCCACAACCAAUGGGGGAAUCAGGCUUCAUGUGAUCCGGACCAAAGCGGAUUAGACCAGAAUCUUGGUUUUCGGUCAUCCAAAUUCAAACUGAGAGAAGCUGUUUCUCCUUAUAUUUCUGAAUGAUUUAUGCGCGCAAAGAUAUCUACUUCGACCUGCAGAAUGAUUAUGAUAAUUCUGCACGUUUUUUAUUAGAAAUACAUCCACAUUUGACCAAGAUAGCGUCAGAGCAUUUUGGUUUGCGUUGACACUACUACCACAAGCUAAAUAACAUUGUUAUUUAGAUAUAUUUGCGACACUGUCGGAUAUUUUUUGAAAAUUGGAAACAAGCAAUGGAAAGAAGCCAUACAGAAAAUUACAAAGAUCCCCUUCUAUCAAUUUCUUAUUUACGGCUCUUGGCCCCACCCCUGCAACUUCUGUCAGCUGCUAUGUGGCAAGUUGUGCAGAAAGGACUUGUCAUGCAUUAUGGGAUGCUGGAGGAGUUUGUCACCUCGGUGACAGAGAUGGUCCCAGAGCUGCUGAGUUACCGGCAGAGGGCCCAACUCAUCCUGGGACUGAGAGCCAGGCUGGUUCUGGAGUUGUGUCGUGGUGAUCACCAAGUCGACCCUAAGACCAUCCAACCCCACCUGGACAGAAUCAAAGCUUCCAUUACUACACCCAGGGACCACUGUGUGGGUGAUUUACUAUGCACAUUAACCCACAGGCGGCUGGUGGCACCUUCAUUUCGGGAGAACGGGCUCAUAGUGACUGAUGCACAAGUAGAAGAUUCCGGGGCCAAUUUCUUGGAGCUGGUCCAAACCCUUCUUCAAGACCCAGGUGUGAAAGAGGACUUCUUCCUGGAGGUGUUCCCAGUACAGUACGGCCAGAAGUAUGACACAGCACUGGAGAUUCUCCUGUGGGAGUUCCUCUCCAGACUGGAGGAGCUGCUGCCUGUACCAGACUUUGCACAGAUGGUGUCAUGGCUUGAUGGAGCCCCCUCAGUUCUGGAUGAGUGUUUGCAAUCAGCGACUCCGCCAGAGGAGAUGAAGGCUUUAAUUGAACAUCACAGAAAUCUUGGACAUGUUGACGUAAAAGACACUUGCUCUUUACCUAUGGACGACUGCAUCCUCUCCUCUCUGUCUCUCCCUCCAGUCACAAAACUGGGGACUACUGUUGACAAACAAACUCAAAAACACCUGCAAGAUGCCACACCAAAUUCAAACCAUCCAAAUAAAGAAGAGAUUAUUGAGAUUCCCAUUGACCAAUCAAAUCUGGAGACUGGCAAGAGGAGGAUAUCUGAGAGAACAAGACAGAAGCGAAAUGAACAGAGGGACAGAAUUGAAACAGAUGAAAUUGUGGAGGAGGGAACAUCAUUUUCAGCAAAUGAGAGUAGGCGAGGGCAGACUCUGCCCUCGAAGAGGAAAAUGAGCGACAGUUCGGAGGUUCCCCGGAAACGGCAAGCAGAUUCACCUCUGUUUCAGGAUUCUCCAGUGAAUAUCGAAUCUUUUAGUGAAUCUCCUCUCAUCUCGAUAUGGGGAGAAUACACAGAACCCCAAGAUGCUGCCUAUCCCAUGACGACUGACAUCAAAGUCCCUUGGUCGGAUGAUGAGACUCUAAACCUCAUAGACAUUUGGGGAAAAGACUCUGUGCAGCGAGUUCUGAAAGGCUGUGUCAAAAAUCGCCACGUGUUCACUCUCAUUUCCAAAAACAUGUCUGAGAGAGGCUACAUGAGAACUGUAGAGCAGUGUCAGACCAGGAUCAAACGAUUGAAGAACAGCUUUCGUCAGUCUCUCCAGCAGAAAGUGGAGUGUAAAUUUUAUGACCAGCUAGAGCGAAUACUUGGGAAUGUGUCCCCCUUAACGGUUCCUGAGGUCACCUAUGAUGUUGAAGAGGUGACAGAUGACCAUCUAGAAGACACUGAUGAUUGGGAAUUCCCUGGCCACUCUGGUCUAGAAGAUAUGGGAACAAGAAGUGUUCCCUGGACAGACUUGGAGACCCUCACCCUAAUCAACAUAUGGGGAGAUGACAAAAUGCAGAGGGAAUUGAGGGGUAUGCAUAGAAAUGGGCACCUUUUUGCUGUGAUAUCCCAAAAGAUGUCUGCCCAGGGCUUUAUCCGGACUGCAGAGCAAUGCCAGACAAGGGUUAAAAGACUGAAACGGAGUUUCCGACAGUGCUACGAGAACAACAUGAAAGGCAGAGAGCAAGUAGAAUGCAAAUUCUAUGACCUACUGGAGAGAAUACUGGGGAAUGAGCUUCCCUCAUACGUGGAGGUGUCAGAAAACUGUCUUGACAUGGACUCUAGAGAAGCAUGGUCAGCAGACAACGAGUGCUCUGUUAACUCUUCCCAGGAGAGGGAGGCUGUGGUGGGCGUGCCAGAGGACAGGAAGAAGAUCCCCUGGGUGGACGGCGAGACAGUGAUCCUUCUGGAGCUCUGGGGAGACGACACUGUGCAGCAGAACCUGAAGCGCUGCCCGCACAACGGUCACAUAUACUCAGAGAUUUCGGAAAAGCUCAACAUCCGUGGUUAUCACAGAACUGCAGAGCAGUGCCACACCAGGAUAAAGCGUUUGAAAGCCAGCUAUCGGCAGUGCCAGGAAACCAUCAGUUCAUCUGGAUCUGAGCAGGUUCAUUUUAAGUUCUACAAUAUUUUAGAUCAAAUACUUGAGAGGCAGCCUCCCUCUACCAGCACAGUGGUGACAGACUUGACCAAUGACAUAUCAGAUGAAUCAAACAGUGACUCACUUCAAGAGUGUACAGAAGUGGACAACUACACCACUUCUGAGAAGAUCACACCAGGCUCAUGGUUGGAUCCUGAGACCCUGGCCCUCAUUGACAUCUGGGGGGAGGAUGAGGUUCAGAGGGUGCUGAGAGACUUUGUCUAUAACGGCCCUGUCUACAUGGACAUAUCAGAAAAGAUGCAUGACCAAGGGUACUCCAAGACCCCAGAGCAGUGUCGUUGGAAAGUCAAGUCCAUGAGGAACAACUUCCGUCAGUGCUACGACAGGAAAAAAUGUGGAAGAAAGGGAGUGGAAUACAAGUUCUACAAUCAGUUGGAGCGAAUACUUGGGCAUGAAGCGGCGUCCAUUGAUGAGUAUGAUGAAAGAGACGAUCCAACAGUAGACCAGGACACAGGUGCUGAUGGGAUGAGAUGCAUCCCGUGGUCAGAGCCAGAGACGCUGGCCCUCAUUGAGCUGUGGGGGAACGAGGAUGUCCAGGCCAGUCUACGAGGUUGCGUCCGCAACGGGCACAUUUUCGCCGACAUAGCGGAGAAGCUGGCCACCAUUGGGCACUUCAAAACAGCUGAGCAGUGCCACUCGAGGGUUAAGCGGCUGAGGAAAACCUACCGACGGUGUCUCCACAGCAGGGCAAACGGAGGGGAGCCCUUACUCUUCAGAUACUACAGGUUCCUGGAGCCGGUGCUAGGCAACGACACGCUCUCCCUCGAUGCAGAGAUUGUUGAUUUGUGUGAUGACUUCAAUCCAGAUCCCACUGAGGAACCAGAUCAGGAAACGGGCCAGGGCUCAGUCAGUUACGCUGUGGCGGAGUCCAGCAGAAAGAUGCCCUGGUCCGAUCGGGAGACCCAGGCUCUGCUGGAGGUCUGGGGUGAGGACCAUGUGCAGCUCUCCCUCCGCGGCUGCUUGAAGAACAGACAUGUGUUUGAAUACAUCUCACGGAGGAUGACGACCCAGGGGUUCAUCAGGACAGCUGAGCAGUGCCACACCCGCAUCAAACGACUCAAGGCCAGCUUCCACCAUGACAAAAUGGAAUGUAAGUUCUACGACCAGAUGGAGGAGAUUUUCUCGAGGGAGCUCAACGUUGACAGUUUGGCCGAAGAUUCGUUAGACAAUGAGGAAGCUGCUGUCUGGGAGCCUACACUUGAAGUUGACCAAAGGAAAGCUAGCCGUCCUUUAACUGACGGCUCCAAGUUCUCCUGGAGUGACAGUGAGACCCAGGUCCUCCUCAGUAUCUGGGGGAGUGACGAGGUCCAGGAGGAUCUGAAGGGCUGCACUAAAAACAGACACAUUUUCACUGAGAUCUCUCAGGCCAUGGCCAACGAGGGCUACCUGAGGACAGCCGAACAGUGCCAGUCUAGAGUGAAGCGGCUAAAGGCCAACUUUCGCCAGUUCUGCGAGAGCAAACAGAUUGGAGGGGAAAAAGUUGAGUGCAAAUUCUACGAUCAGUUUGUGCAAAUAUUCGGGAACAAGUAUCUACCCUGUGACUCUCUGGCUGAGGAAUCAAAUGGUGCCACAGACAUGGGAGAGGUCCCAGGUGGCCAAGUCCAAGGAACUGUCUCUCCAGAAUCAGGCAGCUGUCCAUCAUCGUGGGAACUAGAUCUCCCCUGGAGCAUUGAGGAGACUGAAGCCCUCCUUGACAUAUGGGGCAGUGUCAGAAUCCAAGAGGACCUGAGGGGAAACACUGAAAUGGAACACAUGUAUACAGAGAUCUCUCAAAUGAUGGCUGACCAGGGCUUCAUGAAAACAGCAGAGCAGUGCCAGACAAGGGCAACACAACUGAACCUGAGUAUUAUUCCAAUCUGACAACGAGGAAACAUUAGUGAACAUCUGAAGACAGUUUUGUAGAGCCACAGGAAAGAUGCAAUGACUCAACAAUGACUUCUGGAAAAGAGGUGUAUAAACAAUUACAAUGACCUG